Messenger RNA from Paraphaeosphaeria sporulosa, 2379 nucleotides. RefSeq names its product rhomboid-domain-containing protein. Gene Ontology annotation, biological process: proteolysis. Gene Ontology annotation, cellular component: membrane. Lineage: Eukaryota; Fungi; Ascomycota; Dothideomycetes; Pleosporales; Didymosphaeriaceae. The record is from RefSeq and is a predicted model, not a curated record. Bases 399 to 1991 code for a protein of 530 amino acids. The transcript is spliced from 3 exons. Gene Ontology annotation, molecular function: serine-type endopeptidase activity.
UCCAGCCUCUGCGGUGUGUAUGCUGCGCAGCUGAAGGCUUGGUGCAUGCUAUAUAGGCGCAUGUGUCCUUGCCCUCGUUUGCGGCUCUUCUCUCGCUCCUGCGUCUGUCCAGGUCACCUGUUCCGUUGCGCGUCGCAUUGUCGUUGCGCAAGCAUCUUGCACCGCAGCGGCCCGUGAUCGUCACCUUGCCCAGUGCAAACGACAAAAGCCAACUCCGGCCAGCUUCUUUCCGAGCGCUCACCACACCCUCCGUCGCGCCUUCUCUAUCCGCCGCUCAUCCUCGCGCCUGUUAUAGGCUCGUCAGCAGCCGACUCCGGCCCGCCUCUGCAGGCUUCUGUACGAAAUACAUCCGUGCUGCUGUUCGUCGAGCGCCAUCUGCGCCGGGCCCCUCUGCCGCCAUGGCUUCCAACGACUACUACUCGUCCUUUCCAGGAGGCAACAACCCAGCCUCGCGCCCACAGCCGCCCCAACACACGCCCUCAGCGCAGUCGCUGCAGUCGAUAUCGCCCGUGACAUCACCGUUUGACGACGCGAAUCGCUACGACAACAACCCUCGCCACGACUACUCCUCGACCGCCCACCUCACACACACCCAGACUGGCGUUUCCUCGGCAUACAGCGACACCGCUUACCACGGCAACGACCAGGCGCAUCCUUACAACAAUCGCUACGACUCGCCGCCUGCAGCCGCCCAGCACGACCCCUUUGCCGACCAGAACGCCAUCCCGCUGCAACAGCACGGCAAGAUGGGCGCACAUCCCGCUGCGGCAGGCGUGUAUCAGAUGGACCCUGAGGGAAGACCAAGGGAGAAGCGAAAGAAGAAGAAGGGGUGGUUCAGUGGGAGGGUCACCUGGGUCGUCUACAUCCUCACCACCAUACAAAUCGGCGUGUUCAUCGGGGAGAUCAUCAAGAAUGGGGUCCUCACCGGCACUCCCAUCCAGAUCAAGCCCAACUUCAACAUCAUGAUCGGCCCCUCGCCCUACGUCCUCAUCAACAUGGGCGCCCGCUACCAGCCCUGCAUGCACUACGUCGAAGCCGUCCUCGACGGCAACAUCUCUCUCUGGCCCUGCCCCAACACCACAACCUCCGACUCCACCUGCUCCCUCUCCGACCUCUGCGGCAUGGGCGGCGUCCCGGACCAGCCCGUCGGCCUCAAAUGGGAGGACCGCAAGACCAAGCCCGACCAGGAGCCCGAUCAGUGGUGGCGCUUCAUCACGCCCAUCUUCCUGCACGCGGGGCUCAUCCACAUCGGCUUCAAUAUGCUGCUGCAGCUGACGCUCGGCCGCGACAUGGAGAAGGAAAUUGGGCCGCUGCGCUUCGCCUUGGUGUACUUUGCGUCGGGCAUCUUCGGUUUCGUGCUGGGCGGCAACUACGCUGCUGAGGGCAUAUCCUCGGUCGGCGCGUCCGGCUCCCUCUUCGGCAUCCUCGCUCUCGUCAUGCUCGACUUGCUCUACAACUGGAGUACGCGCCGCUCCCCCGUAAAGGACCUCCUCUUCCUGCUCCUCGACAUCGCAAUCUCCUUCGUGCUGGGCUUGCUUCCUGGUCUCGACAACUUCAGCCACAUCGGCGGCUUCCUGAUGGGCUUUGUGCUCGGCAUCUGCAUCCUGCAUUCCCCGCAGGCGCUCCGCCAGCGCAUCGGCGUCGACGAGCCGCCGUACGCCCCGGCGAACCAGAAUCCCGACUCCAGUUCCGCCCCGGGCUUGCAGAAAUUCGUCAAGCAGCCGGUGGGUUUCUUCAAGGGGCGCAAGCCGUUCUGGUGGGCAUGGUGGCUCGUCCGCGCGGCGCUGCUCGUGGUCGUGUUCGUCGGGUUUAUCCUGCUGCUGAGGAACUUUUACGAGUGGCGGAAUGGUUGUAGUUGGUGUCAUCAUUUGACGUGUUUGCCCAUCAAGACAGGAAACACAACCUGGUGCGACAUUGGCAACAUCAAGCCCACGACGGCUGCGGCCAGCCAGCCGACGGCUACCUCGGCGCCGGUGAGAUUGUUGUUUUAGCGCCCUAUCCUAUUAUAUCCUACACAGACGUGCAGUGAGCGGUGGACACACCAAGUGCAGCGCAAAGUGCCCAUCAGAGUAAUGUUUUGUACCACCAUACUAUACCAGUCCUCGGACUUUUUUUCUUUUCUUUUGGAAUUUGAAAGCAGGGCAGGCGGCGGAGAUACCACUCAGCAUGAUUGCCCCGGCGCUGGGGAGGGCGUUUUAUCAUUCACUUGGAUUGUAAGGACUAGAUAGGACAAGACCAGCAUUGGGAGGAAACUAGGAUAAUGAAUGAACACGAUGAGAAGACGGUCGAACAGACCUGCAUCGCUUUGUCAGCUCUGCCUCGGGCGUAACCAGGGUGCGUACGUGCUUGGCUUGGAAGUGAAAUGUGGCAUUGGCAUUG